UGGAUGUAACGAUGUUCACCAAUUUGUGGUGCAUUCUGAGCACGGAUGGCCGUUCCUUUGCAGCGUCAUUCACCAUAUCCGAAAUGGCAAAGCACGAAUGUGCUCCCCAGUGUGAAGCAGCAUUAUGGCUUAAAACGAGGAGGGUGCUUUCAAUUUCCUCAAAAGCCAUUGGAAUUUGUGCCGCUUGCCUCCAAUAUAUCACCUCCGCCACCUGAGAAUGAGAAAGAGAAGCCUCCAGCUAUUCAAUUGGAAUUUAUUGGGCCUACGGCAGGUCCAACGCAGGAGGCUUCGGUUAUAAGCGGGGAGAAAUUGCUGAGGAAUAUUAUGCUGGAUAACAACAUUGAACUCUAUGCGGCUUAUGGGAAAGUGAUGAAUUGUGGAGGUGGUGGAAGUUGUGGGACAUGUCUUGUUGAGAUUUUACAAGGUGAAGAGCUAUUAAAUGAGCGGACAAGCACAGAGGAACGCUAUCUAAAGAAGAAACCAGAGACUUGGAGACUUGCUUGCCAAACUAUUGUGGGGAAUAAAGAGAAUAGUGGGAAGGUUAUUGUGCAAAGGAUACCACAAUGGAAGAAAACAUAGGCACAAUGAAGUAAACGAUUAAUGAAAUCCGUAGGAAUAUGGUAAUGCAGUAUUCUUUUUAAGAAGGAUAGUAAUUUAGAUACAAACUAUAGGUGGCUACAAGAAGUUUAAUCUAUUAUUUUCAGAAACAUCAAAUGUAAUUGAAAUGAAAUAUUUAACUUACAUCACAUCCACCUACACGAUGUUAAAAA
This is a messenger RNA of Cryptomeria japonica (Japanese cedar), 770 nucleotides long. RefSeq names its product photosynthetic NDH subunit of subcomplex B 3, chloroplastic. Gene Ontology annotation, biological process: P450-containing electron transport chain. The coding region runs from base 46 to 579 and encodes 177 amino acids. The record is from RefSeq and is a predicted model, not a curated record. Lineage: Eukaryota; Viridiplantae; Streptophyta; Pinopsida; Cupressales; Cupressaceae. Gene Ontology annotation, molecular function: 2 iron, 2 sulfur cluster binding. Gene Ontology annotation, cellular component: mitochondrion. The transcript is spliced from 6 exons.